Molecule: messenger RNA, 1057 nt
Organism: Lolium perenne
Lineage: Eukaryota; Viridiplantae; Streptophyta; Magnoliopsida; Poales; Poaceae
Source: RefSeq, a predicted model, not a curated record
GCCAUUCCGAGGCACAACAAACUCCAUUGCAAAGACCAAAACCCAACCGAAGCACCACAGCAGUUCAGCAAACAGAGAACGACAAUGGCGGCCAUCUCCUCCACCUCCUACUUCUCCUCGCAGCCACAGCUGCCGUCCUCCUCCACGGCCGGCAGCAGCAGAAGCGGCGGCCGGCAGUCGCGGAACCGGCGGGCCGGCAGCUGCGUGAUGCUCGAGGGAGCGGCCUCUGUUGGCGGCGCGGUGGUGGGGAGGACGAGGAGCCUCACGGAGGAGGACCUGGAGGAGCUCAAGGGCUGCCUCGACCUCGGCUUCGGCUUCACCUACAACGAGAUCCCUGGCCUCUGCGCGACGCUCCCGGGGCUGGAGCUCUGCUACUCCAUGACGCGGAGGUUCCUCGACGAGCAGAGGGCGCCGGGGCACCUGGACCUGGAGCCAGCGGCGGCGGCGGCGCCCAUCCCGGACUGGAAGAUCUCCGGACCUGGUGAUGAUCCAGAGGAAGUGAAAGCUAGGCUCAAGUAUUGGGCUCAGACAGUGGCAUGCACAGUCAAAUUAUGCAGCUGAUGGAAGUUGGUAGGGUGCUGGUUCUCUCUUAACAUAUGUGCUACUACAAGCUGGACUGAAGUUGGCUGAACCGCUGAAGUUGAAGAAUCUGCUUAUAUGGUUUCGACCGGUGAGCAAAUACAGAGGGGGAGCUGCUUCCACUUCGAGCUGUUGAAGCAACAGAACUGAUCACUGGGAGAUGAUUGGUGAUAACAUGGAACAGCGAGAAAUCUCAAGGUGGUCUGCAAUCGGAGCUUUUCCAAAAGCGUCAGAAAGCUUGCCAUUCCUCGUGGGGUGUCUCUACGUGGCGCAGCGUUUGCAAGUGCCUGAGAGAUGUUUGUUUUUGCACUCCCCUUUAGUGCUCAGUGCUCACUAGGUGCUUCAGUUGUGCCGAACUGCUCCUGCCUGAGCUUUGCAAAUCCAUGGGUGGAUGGCUCAAGUAUGGCUUUGUUCUCUUGUUCCUUUUAACUUUGAUGUGUUCUCAAGCAGUGGCAAUUGUAUGUAAUCUGCCAGAAAA